This is a messenger RNA of Closterium sp. Yama58-4, 2154 nucleotides long. NCBI's taxonomy places the organism in Eukaryota, Viridiplantae, Streptophyta, Zygnematophyceae, Desmidiales, Closteriaceae. The record is from the annotation of a GenBank genome assembly.
AUGGCGACAACAGCGGAGGAAAAGUUGGCGAUUCAGAAGGCGAAGGUGUUUAUGGUGGGAGCAGGGGGAAUUGGAUGCGAGUUGCUCAAGACCCUUGUCAUGACUGGCUUCCAUGACAUCGAACUGAUUGACCUAGACACCAUUGACGUGAGCAAUCUGAACCGUCAGUUUCUCUUCCGCAAGCGACAUGUGGGGCAAUCCAAGGCCAAGGUCGCUCGAGAAGCAGCAAUGGCGCUAUGCCGGUCCGCCUCUAUCAUAGCCCACCACGGCAGUGUGCUGCAGCCGGACUUUGACGUGUCCUUCUUCUCGCGCUUCUCCCUCGUGCUCAACGCCCUCGACAACCUCCCGGCACGGCGCCACGUCAACCGCAUGUGCCUUGCGGCUGGCGUGCCACUCAUUGACAGCGGCACCACAGGGUUCCUUGGCCAGGUGACAGUGCAUGUGAAGGGCGUGAGUCAGUGCUACGAAUGCACACCCAAGCAGGCCCCCAAGUCCUACCCCACGUGCACCAUCACCAACACCCCUUCCAAGCCGGUUCACUGCAUUGUGUGGGCCAAGGAGCUCCCAUUCGUGGCUCUCUUUGGCCCCCGAGGUCAAGCAACGGACCUCCAUGCCCAACCUUCCACCACUUCCUCUGCUCCUCCACCUGAUGCUGGUGAUACCGCUGCUGAUGGCCCCACAACCACUGGCGCUGCUGCUGCUGCUGCUGCUGCUGCCUCUGCACCCACUGGAACCCCGCUGGAAAACGGUGUAAGCAGCAGUGUGGAAGAGAGUGAGGAGGAGAGGAGGAAGAAGAAGCAGGAGGAGGAGGCAGCGGCAGCAGCCGUGGAGAAGGAAGAGUGGGAGUUCUUCACUCGGAGGGAUGGGGAGAGCGGGCGUGCGUUUGCGUGCCGUGUGUUUGACAGGAUAUUCGGGGAGAACGUGGCGCGGACUCUGAAGAUGGACGAUAUGUGGAAGCACAGGGCGCGCCCCACGCCCUUGUACCUCAAGGAUGUGUUUCCUGCAGGAGUGGAUGGGGGCGAGGAGCGGAAGGAAGGGAAUGAGGGGGAGGAAGGGAAGGAGGGGAAGCGGGUGUCAGCUAUGGCGAGGCUGGGGUGGAGGGACGUGCAGAAGGUGUGGAGCGUGCAGGAGAACGCACGGGUGUUCCUCAAGGCUGUUGAGCUGUUUGUGGAGGAGCGCGCAGAGGAGCUGGGGUCACUCACAUUCGACAAGGACGACGAGUUGGCAGUGGAGUUCGUGACAGCAGCUGCCAACCUGCGCAUGCACUCCUUUGGCAUCCCGCUGCACAGCCUGUUCGCCGCCAAGGGCAUCGCGGGGAACAUUGUGCAUGCAGUGGCGACCACGAACGCCAUUGUGGCUGGGCUCGUGGUGCUGCAGGCUGUAAGGUUGCUGGAGGAAGAGAGCUACCGCAAGGAGCCCCGCAUGGUGUGGUGCACGGAGUUCCCCAGUCAGCGCAAGGCCCUGCUCGCCCCUCUCGAGAUGGACACUCCCAACCCCGCCUGCCACGUCUGCUCCCGGACGCCCCUGGUGCUAGAGGUGAACACCAAGACAGCGACGUUGGCAGAUGUGGUGGAGGGGGUGGUGAGACGGCAGCUGUCGGCGACACAGCCCAUGGUGAUGGUGGGCAGUGGACUGGUCUAUGAAGAGGGCGAGGACCUGGAGGAGGAUGAGGUGCUGCGAUACCGGAAGAACCUGAGCAAGAAGCUGUGUGACCUGCCCACGCCAGUGAGCUCAGGGUCAGUGCUGACAGUUGAGGACUACUUGCAACACUUCAAGUGCUCCAUUCACAUCAAGCACAGAGAGGACAUAAGUGAGGAGGAACAUCCUGAGAAGAUGAUUCUCCAUGGCCAGUUGCCACCAGCCGACGCCACUGCGGCUGCUACAGCUGGUGCGUCUGCUGGGGAGGCUGGAGCAGCAGAGGCACAGAACGGGGAGAAGAAAGAAGGGAACGCAGCAGGAGGGGAGGAUGACGACGAUGAUGAUGACGUGGUUCUAUGUGAACCUGACGCUGCUGCUCCUGCUGCUGUUGCUGGGGAAACGGGUGAGAAGAGGAAGAGGCGGCGGGAGGAAGAGAAGGGGACGGAGAGUGCCGGAGGGGGUGAUGGCGCUGGGAAGAAGGUGAAGGUGGAUGUGGUGGAGGUUCUGGAUGAUUAG